Molecule: messenger RNA, 590 nt
Organism: Hibiscus syriacus
Lineage: Eukaryota; Viridiplantae; Streptophyta; Magnoliopsida; Malvales; Malvaceae
Exons: 2
Coding region: 249-560 (103 amino acids)
Source: RefSeq, a predicted model, not a curated record
UUUAUUUCUCUCCCUGUUUAGAUUUUUUUGCUGUUUUCUUGUGUUUUCUCUCUAUUUCUUUUAGCGCGAGGAAAUAGAGUAGGGAGAAAAGAGGGAGAAAGGGAUUUGAAUCCAAGAAGGGAGGAAUUGAAGGGAGAGAAUAGAUUAACGGAUCCAAACCCAAUUUUUCUUUGACCUUUUGGGAGGUCGCAGUGGCUUCAACGGUGGUGGUGACGUUUGUUUUGGGCUUUACGGGCGUUUAUUUAACAAUGCCCGCCUCUGAUUACAGCUUCCUCAAAUUACCCAGGAACCUUGAAGAUCUUCAAAUCCUCAGAGAUAACCUCGAAACCUACACAGCCGAUUACACCUUACAAGUCUUGGUGUGGUACAGUGUAGUCUAUAUUUUCAUGCAAACUUUCAUGAUUCUGGGAACUAUUUUCAUGUCGUUGUUUGCUGGAGCAUUGUUUGGAGUUUUGAAAGGUAUAGCUCUUGUUGUUGUCACUGCCACUUCCGGUGCUUCUUCUUGCUACUUCCUGUCAAAAAUUGAUUGGGCGAUCUCUCGUCGUAUCCCUUUGGCCUGACAAGCUGAGCUUCUUCCAAGGCCGGGUGAU